Nannochloropsis gaditana CCMP526 is the source of this 363-nucleotide messenger RNA. RefSeq lists its product as uncharacterized. The transcript is spliced from 3 exons. The record is from RefSeq and is a predicted model, not a curated record. The annotation marks the transcript as partial.
AUGUAUUCAGUCCUGCCCCAAGUCUCAGCCUAUGUCUCUCUCCUCUCCCCCAUUGUCUCUACUCAUCUUUCCGUCUUCCAGAUGCAUCACUUCCACCACUUGGUGGAGGAUUCUCUCUCCUACAAUUUUGCCAGCCAUUACCAGCAAGGUACAUGGGUGGAAAGUCUCGUCGCUCUGCGCACCUUCUCCCUCCCCAUUCUGCUCGAUUUCCCUCUUGUAGGACACGAGGAGUACUGUAUAGGAUGUAGGGAUACAUCAUCCAUUGACGCUUUGACCUCUCAGCCCUUUCCCAGCGUGUCCUCAGCCCUCCCGACCCGAAAGGAGGGGAGGGAGGGCGGGAGGGAGGGCGGGAGGGAGGGCGGG